GAACAAAUAUCGGGAUAGCACUUGGACGAGCGAAAUCUGUCGUAUUGAAAGGAACUGGCAUAUAUCGUAGUUUUUCAAUAACAAUUUCAAGUCAAAGGUAUUUUAAUUAAUAGAACACCUGUUGCGAAAAGGAAUUUGAGUAUAUUCAACUACAGUUCGUUGUAAAUUACCUGGAUUUGUCUGCUUUGACGAGUAAGAGAGGCACGUAGGCAACAGCGCAUCUUCAUCCUCAGUCUUCAGUGGUGCCAUGGCGGAUCCCACCACCAGCAUUCCUAAAGGCUGUGGACCCUCAGUAGACUCCCUGUACUUCAACCUGUGUGACCAGGGUGCAGUGUGGGGUAUUGUAGUGGAGUCCCUGGCGGCAGCGGGUGUGGUGACAGCCUUCAUCCUCAUCAUCAUCCUUUUGGCCAGCCUUCCGUUUGUGACGGACAGGAAUAGGAGAAGCACUGUGGCCCUGCAGUCCAGCUUCCUGGUCUUCACCAUUGGCCUUUUCGGCCUAACUUUUGCCUUCAUUGUGGGCCAGGACUUCACCAGUUGCGCCGCACGUCGCUUCUUGUUUGGUGUGCUGUUCGCGGGCUGUCUAGCCUGUCUCCUAAUGCAUGGGGUCUGGCUGGUGUUGCUGGACCAGCUUGGCCAGGGCCCUCGGGGAUGGAUGUUGUGUCUUGGGGCUCUGGCCCUCUGGCUGGUGGAGGUCAUCAUCAACACGGAGUGGUUGAUCCUCACGGUAGAUAGGAGGCCCAAGGCUGUCUCGGUGGAUAGGAGGCCCGUCUCGUGUCUCAUUGCCAACCAGGACUUUGUGAUGGCCUUGAUAUACGUCAUGGCCAUGCUUCUGGCUGCAGUUCUGCUGGCUGUGCCCUCACUCAGACAUAAACAGAAAGAUUUGCAGAAGGAUGGAGCCUUCAUCCUGGCCACCGGGGUCUGCUCUGUGGCCGUGUGGGUGGUGUGGAUUGUCAUGUUCAUCUUUGGGAACCAGGUGGUCGGGGACCCCAGCUGGGACGACCCCACCUUGGCCAUCGCCCUAGUCAGCAAUGCCUGGGUGUUCCUGGUCCUGUACACCAUCCCAGGGAUCUGCUCCCUCAUCAAGACGGACCAGCAGGAGGAGGGGGAGGAGCAGCCCAGCGAUGGGGAACGUGUCAUUUACCCUGUUAGAAGCAUGGUCUACGACAACAUCCUAAAGGAGCAGUCCUCAGCCACAGCCCAUCAGAGCAUGUACAUGGAGAAUAGGGCCUUCUCCAUGGAUGAGCCAAGCACAGCCAAGCAGUCUGCAUCACCAUACGGUGGUUAUAACGGUCAAAUCCGCAGCUGUGUUUACCAGCCUACUGAACUAGCUCUGAUCACAAAGAGCCUGGCAAAUAGGGAUCAGUCCCAUAGCACAGUCCUUCCAAGGGCCAUGGCUCUGCCUCUAAACCAGAGCGUCACCUCUCUGCCUCGUUCCCUGGAGCCCCUACCCACCACAGGACUUUCCCAUGCAGUCAGUGGAAAUGGUGUUCAUAAAACACCUCUGUGGUAAAUAUAUGGCCACGCUGUACUAUUACCAGGUUCCUGUUCUUCAACCUCCCUCUCCUCUAGUCCAUGUCCCAGUUUCCCAUGCUGCCCCCAGAUAUCAUGGCUGGACACUGAGAAGACCCCUGGGAAUUUGACCACUGUAAAGGACAAGCCAUUGUGUACAUAAAAGAGGGCUGGUGGUCCUCUACACCAUCCCAGAUAUUUGUGAUGCUAUGGACACAGAUCUAGAGUCUCUACUUGCAAGUUGCAGUACUUGUACAUGAAUAUGUACCUUUCAGUUGGCAAUGUGCUACAUUGCAAAAAGCUCAAACUACAGUAUGCCUUUAAUGUGCCUAUGUUAGAAUCAGAAUUUAAUGAAGAGGAAGGCAGAGAAAAAGGGACAAAUAGAAAAAGGUCACAUUCUGUUCUUAUCUUACAUACUGUUUUAGCAGCUUCCACUUUCACCUCUGACUCCUACCUAUGACACUAGUGUGUUUUCUUUUUGUUCUCUCUGGGAUCAAUGCUCAUUGCUAUCCUGUUGCAGACUGGCAAUAUAACAGGAUUUCCAAAUCUGAAUGAGCACAACAAACAGAUAUAACAAUGCUUUUGAGGCAAGUAUAUAGAGGGCUUUAAAAUAAUAUUGUUUAAAAAUAAAGAAAAAUGGGAUCUCACACUGUAAAUUAUCACAAUGUGCUUCAAACAACAAGGCACCUCUUUAUAUACUAGAGAUCAGAAAUAAAACAAUUCUAGUUUUGAAAAUUAAUUUAUUUGUAUAUGAGAACUUUGAAUGUAUAAACAAACUGGACUGUAUAUAUUAUUUAUCGGCAAAUUGAAUUUAUUGUACAUUUGGUUAUUUUAGUUAUUGUAUAGAGAUUUGUUUAGUUGCUUUAGUGGUUAUGCUCAACAUUUGUUCAGAAGUGUUAUUUUCUCAUUAACCUAUCAACUAUUAAACCUUUUUUAUUUUUUUAUUUUAUUCAGCCAAGGAUGCAAGGAGAUUUUGCUUACAUUUACUUUGUUAAUCAACAUUGGAAAAAAAUAAGAUAUUAUUACUGUACAUAUACACUAAUUCAAGACAUUUAUACCUUUCAUAUUUCUUUAAGAAUCAUAAAAUAUUAUGGUUUAUUCGUAGGUCCAACAAUGUAUUCAGCAACUCCAGAUUGGCCCAUUAAAUAAAUAAUUUCGUUAAGAUAUUGUUUGACAUGUUCCAUAGCUUGUAGUUCAAAGUUGAAAUAGAUCAACAUUGAAUGGCCCUGUGAAUAGACAGAUACUGAGGAUAGACAGAACAAUUAUUGCAAGAGGAAAAGUCCUGUGGAUGGAAAUAAUGUUCAGAGAGAGGUUAUUUACAUACACAUCUUUGAUAAGCCUCUUUGUCUGCAGAAGCCUUUGACAUGGUCUUUGUUGUCUGUGUGUGUGUGUGUGUGUGUGUGUGUGCGCGCACAGGAAUACAAAUGCUUGGGCCAAUUUUGAAUGUACUACUAUUAAUAUUGUACUACUUCCUAUAUGCACAUACUGCUGUCAUUCUGUAUUAAAAUGUCUGCUAAAUCGCAUAUAUUUUAUUUUGAACUUGAAAUUGAUCUUUAACACAAUUAGAAAAGGCUACAAUAAAAAAAAAUGCACUGUUUUUCUUCUUUCACCAAUUUUACUUAUCUUAUCAAAACAACUCCCAAAGAAUUCUGAAUCUUCGAAGAUUGCGGUAGACCAUCUCCCUAGGCACUCAUUAAGCCAGUAGUCUCCAUUAAUUGCAAGCUACUUGUAGGUUGCAGCCCACUUAUGAGUAGUUAUGGAACCAGUGAAACAAGUCAAAGGGCAUCUGUUUAAGACCAUUUCUCAACCAACACCACAGGUUCCCAGCCAGAGUUUUAAAACUAGGAACAAUUCCACUGAAAAGUUUCCGGAAAGGAUUCAAUAGAUUUUAUAGAGCCCCCUUCAGAGUUAAUUUAAUUAUUACUUUAUCAGUAAUAUUGACAUAAAAAACUGGUGCACUACUUAUAUUUGUACAAUAAAGACCUAGGGCACAUCUGUGUUCUUCACUGAUUUUUCAAUGGGGUCCACUUUGGUUGAUAAGACAUCAGUGUGGGCUGCCACAAGACAAAAUAAUGCAACCAUUAAUGCACUGGGGGGGACACCAAGAGCCGCACAGACAGCAACCAGGGGCCAUCUCCUGCCCGCAGGGCUUGGACUGAGAAACACUGGCCUAGUGGAAAGUUGCAGGGGAGUGAAAACUGGAACAUGUCUAAUCAAAGCAUGAAAAUAAAGAUGCUUCAUUAUUUAAAAGGAGCUCUCAUGUGCUAUUCUGCUUUUUCCAGACUGCUUUAUCCACAUGCAUUUAAUUUGCUUUUUCUCCCUAAUUUAAUUAGAAUUUUUCAGGUCCUGACUAUGGGGUCCCUCUAUGCAUCUCUGCGCUUCACUUUUGUUUGUCCCCAAUUAAAGGCAGCAGCCCUGUGUUGCCUCUAAUUGGGGAUCCUAUUUAGGUUCAGCAUUUUCCACACUCUCUGUUUGUGUUUUUUGCAUUUAAGUUACUGGUUGCUACCACUUGUUUUUCUA
This is a messenger RNA of Esox lucius (northern pike), 4029 nucleotides long. Its product is annotated as G-protein coupled receptor family C group 5 member C. The transcript is spliced from 5 exons. Gene Ontology annotation, biological process: G protein-coupled receptor signaling pathway; visual perception. The coding region runs from base 248 to 1510 and encodes 420 amino acids. Gene Ontology annotation, molecular function: protein kinase activator activity; G protein-coupled receptor activity; sevenless binding. Gene Ontology annotation, cellular component: intracellular membrane-bounded organelle; extracellular exosome; plasma membrane. The record is from RefSeq and is a predicted model, not a curated record. NCBI's taxonomy places the organism in Eukaryota, Metazoa, Chordata, Actinopteri, Esociformes, Esocidae.